Ficedula albicollis (Collared flycatcher) is the source of this 761-nucleotide messenger RNA. RefSeq names its product DPY30 domain-containing protein 1. Lineage: Eukaryota; Metazoa; Chordata; Aves; Passeriformes; Muscicapidae. Gene Ontology annotation, cellular component: Set1C/COMPASS complex. The record is from RefSeq and is a predicted model, not a curated record. The coding region runs from base 260 to 706 and encodes 148 amino acids. The transcript is spliced from 6 exons.
CGCCCAGGAUCCCGAGCCCCAGGCCGGGGAUGAGAAGCGAGCCCGCCCCGCCUGCAGCGUAGGGGAAGAGGAGCGGCUCAUGCAGUGUUUAAAAGGAGCCCGGGCAAGAGGGCGGAAGGGGAGAGAUGCAGGCUGUGCUUAAAUGGAGCCCGGGUUAUGUGGUGGGCACCGCUGAGGCACCCGGGACGGCUCUCCGCCCCACAGGGAUUCAGCCCCCGUGACAACAAAGGAAGGCUCGUGUUUGCUUAAACUGAUUUGGAUGGAGUCUCAGUAUCUGAAGCAAUGUCUGGGAAGCUGCUUGAAGAAAGGACUGGCAGAGGUUGUAGAGCGUCGGCCAGCAGAUCCAAUAGAGUAUCUUGCUCACUGGAUUUACAAUUACAGAAGAAACUUAGAUGAAGAAGAAAAGAGAGCACUGGAGAGAACUGAGCUGGAAAAAGAACGGGAGGCAGCCCUAGCAGAACUUGAAAGGUUAAAAAUCCAGGAAGAAGAGCAGCGGAAACUUGAAAAACAACGUCAGGCUCAGUUGAAGAAAGAACGUGAGGAGUUGGAAGCACAGAAUAAUGAAGCUGAAAUGCAGUUGCAGCAGGAAGAGGAAGAUGAAAGUAGAGUAGCUGAAGAUGGACCUGAAAUGCUUGUUUCUGAGGAGCCAGAUGAGAGCGAACCAAUUCAGACAGAUCUCCCAGCAGUAAUAGAAGAAGAAAGUUAGAACUGCCCUGAAAGCAGUAAAUAUGUUUUCUACUCAUUACUUGCUGAUCCUGAAG